Molecule: messenger RNA, 3420 nt
Organism: Arctia plantaginis
Lineage: Eukaryota; Metazoa; Arthropoda; Insecta; Lepidoptera; Erebidae
Source: the annotation of a GenBank genome assembly
AUGAACUGGGACCAGCGCAAGGUUUACGUUAAUGGUCUUGUCACUCGUAAAACAACAUCACGUAAAACUAGUGAUGGAGAAUCACGACGUGAAGGUACUUUUGAGUAUAGUUUGCCAGCCACCGAUGGUAAAAAAUUACAGGUUUGUCGGACAACAUUUUUAAACACUUUAUGCCUAGGCUCCUUUACAGUUCAGUCUUGGGUUAAAAAGGCGCAUUGUGGAGUAAUCCCUAGCCAGGAAGUUCAAAAUACGGCCAGAGUCCGAACGCUAAGAACAGGAACUCAGCAUAAACUUUCAGCCGCUGGUAAAUUCUUAAAUGACAUUCCCAAAUUACCGUCACACUAUGCAAGGAAGGAUUCCUCAAAGCUUUAUUUAGAACCAAUAUUUCGUUCCCUCAGUGACUUGUACAGUCACUACAAAGAAUACUGCGCUGAAAAUGGCGAGCCAAUAGUAUGUCGUUUCACGUUUGAGAAAUUGUUCAAGGAUAAAAACUUGUCCUUGUACACGUUAAAAAAAGACAUGUGCGACGUCUGUAGUGGGCAUGCAGUAGGUAAUAUUAAUACAAGUGAUUACGAGCAACAUAUAAAACGAAAAGAUAGAGCGAGGCUAGAAAAAGAAAAUGACAAGAAGCAAGCUCUUACUGCAAAUUUCAUUUUGCUGUCCAUGGAUCUGGAAGCGGUUAAAGUGUCUCCUUAUCUAACCGCUAGUGCCUUAUAUUUCAAGACUAAGCUUACCUGCCACAAUUUCACCGUAUACGACCUAAUUACUCAUCAAGCCUCCUGUUAUUGGUUUGAUGAAACGUCUGCGGAUCUAACUGCCAGUACUUUUGCAUCUUUUGUGAUCGACUAUCUUGAGAGAUAUUGUCUGCCUAAAGGUAUUGUCUGCCUAGUUAUUUAUUCCGAUGGGUGUACAUACCAGAACAGGAAUAACAUAAUGGCUAAUGCAUUGUUAAACAUGAGUGUUGAACACAACGUGAGUAUAACGCAAAAGUAUUUAGAACCUAGUCACACUCAAAUGGAGUGUGACUCAGUGCAUGCUACAAUCGAAAGGAAACUGAAGAAUAGAGAAAUCCAUGUCCCCAGCGACUUUAUAUCUGUGACUAAAGAGGCACGGAAGAAACCAACUCCCUAUGAAGCUAUUCACGUAGAUCACAGUUUCGUAAAGGAUUACAGUGACAAAUCCACUUGGAGUGUAUCUCCAAGCAGCAUAAGACCAGGCCGAAAAGAUGGAGAUACUGUCAUAGUUGAUAUAAGGGCACUAAGUUAUAAUCGGCAGUCUAAAGUUAGUAAUGAGAGAGAAGUACAAGUAAAAAUGAUUAAUGAAACACCUGAUUGUGACAACACUGAUGAUUCCUUAAUUGAAGUAGUUGAGGUUGUAAGAGAGAAUUUUGAAAAUGUAAAUCCUGAUCAAGUGGAAAAUACUAUGCCAGAAAAGUCAAUCAAAACAAUGAUCAUAGACCACAGAGAAAUAAACGAAUUCCUGUUUACUGAUAAUGAUGGUUACUGCAAUGCCUAUAUUACAUGUGCUUCAACCGGCAAAGCUGCCGUGGCUAUUGACGGUACAACUGUUCAUACAGCACUCAAAAUUUCUCUUUCAAAACUUUUGCCUCUGUCAUCAGAAACGUUGCAAUUGUAUAGAUCUCUCUUCAGAUAUGUCAGAGUACUGAUCAUUAAUGAAAUUAGCAUGGUUAGUGCAGAACUUCUACAUAAAAUUGAUAAUCGUCUAAAACAAAUAACAGGCAAAAACACAGAUUUCGGAAGUAUAGAUGUUAUUUUGAUCGGAGAUUUACGACAAUUGCCCCCAGUAAGAUCGACACCAAUUUACAAGACAAUCAGAACGAGCAUGAUUGGACCGCAUUUACGGAGAAAAUUAAAAUUUUAUCAACUCACCACAGUAAUGAGACAAGCUAAUGUUGCAUUUUCACAAGUUUUGACAAAAAUAGGUAAUGGAGAUGUACUAGAUGAGCAUGAGUUUCAACUUAUUGAAUCGAGAUUUUUCAAAAAUGAGGAUGUUGCUACAUUAUGUCCUGAUGGAGUUCGUUUAUUUUUUUUAAAUGAAGAAUUUGCCGCCUAUAGCAAUUUGAUUUUGAGCCAAUGUGAAAACAAAGUUCUUUCAACGUCCGUAGACGUCAUUAUUGGCGCUAAAAGUGCUGAGCAAGAAGCUAAUUUUAGACUUAAAUUACAUAAAAAAUCUGUUAUUGACACUGGAGGACUGCCUUAUCACAUCACUUUUGUCGUUGGAAAGCAUUAUGUUAUUACAACUAACAUCGACGUUACUGAUGGUUUGUGCAAUGGUGCUGUUGGGAAAUUGGUACAUCUAGAAUUUGAUGAAAGUAACACAUUAAUAAGAGUUUGGCUGGAAUUUUGUGGUUCAGAUAAAGUGGAUAGGAAAAAAAGGCAAAAAGCAGCCGCUCUAGCAGUGCAAAACAGAGUUGGCAAUCUCGCUGUUCCCAUUGAAUUACGAACAGUAAAUAUUUCAUUAGCAUCGGAUAGAAAAUGUAUAGCCAAACGCAAACAUUUUCCAUUAACCUCAGCUCUUGCUCUAACUAUACAUAAGUCGCAAGGUGGAACUUUUGACGAAAUAGUAUAUGAGUAUAGUAAAGCACAUUCUCAGGAACUCGUUUAUGUUGCGCUCUCUCGGGUGACUAGUAUUGAAAAAUUGUAUAUCACGACAAAAAACGAUAAUUCUACAUUCAAGUUUUAUCAUAAUCGAAAGCAAGCUGCAUCGACUGCAUCUUUGUUGCAAGAAUUCAAAAGACUGUCUUUAAAUAGUGUUCAGACGAUAGCUAAAAGUUUAUUAGAUUUCAUUAGUAAUAGAAAUGGCAUUUCAAUAAUGACUUUCAACUGCCAAAGUCUAAAUAGUCAUAAAUACGAUUUACAACAUUCAGUUACGAGACAAACAAAUGUGUUACUUCUUACCGAAACUUGCAUGACGCAUGAUAAUCCGAUUGAAAUACCUAAUUUUAAUUGUAUUGUUCAGUUCAAACGAGAUACUGUUCCAAAAGGUGGGGUAGCUAUUUACCAAAAUAAAAAUGAUAUUACUAAUAUUAUGACUCCGAAUAUUGAAAUAAAUAUUGCACACGUCAGCGAUGUUAAUGUUAGGCGCUCAGUUGUUGGAGAUAUUUGUGCGUGCUUAUGCAAACUUAGAAAUGGCCUACAAAUAGUUAUGGUUGCAAUUUACAUUUCUCCGAAUCCAAAAUUGGACGAGGUAGAGCAUUUUAUUCAUCGCACUUUACUGGAGUACACUGAAGAAGGGUCGAAAAUACUUGGUACAAAUGGUAAUAAAAUUCCCCUUAUCUUGGCUGGCGAUUUCAACAUUAACUUCGCUGAUAAAAAAUCAGAGCGGUUGACAACUUUUCUAUCAAAAACAUUGAAAUUGAAAAUGAAUAAUGAUCCACAAGAGAAUGAAUUUAUUAUUUAA